Molecule: messenger RNA, 472 nt
Organism: Acanthocheilonema viteae
Lineage: Eukaryota; Metazoa; Nematoda; Chromadorea; Rhabditida; Onchocercidae
Source: the annotation of a GenBank genome assembly
ACUGUUCUCAUCGAUUAAUAUAUCAGCAGAUAAAUGGCUUCUCACAUUAGAUGAGCAUUCAAUAGCUAAAUUGGGGAAUCCUCCUUCAUUAGCUGAUGGAUUAGAUCGGAAAACCGAACUGGAUUUGCGAUAUCUUGGUUGUGAAAUUAUUCAGUCAGGUGCAAUACUGCUUCGUAUACCUCAGGUUGCAGCAGCAACAGCACAAAUUCUUUACCAACGAUUUUAUUAUCAAAGAUCAUUUGUUCGACAUCAUUUCGAAUAUACGGUAAUGGCAUGCCUUUUAUUAGCGAGCAAGAUUGAGGAGGCUCCACGUCGUCCACGUGAUGUCAUCAAUGUGUUCCAUCGUUUGGAACAUUUACAUGGCAAACGAAAUGAAUCCAAAAAGUUAUUUAAAGUUCCCUCAGCAUUAUUUCUGAAAUGUGUCGGCUUUUCGAUUAGUCGGCAACAAGUUCGUAUUUUUGCUGUUCUGUAG